UUUGGAUUUCUGAAUCUUCUUGUCUGCUGAAGAACACCAAAAUGGAGAAGAGAGUGACGGAGAAUCCCAAUUCCGAGACGCAACCUCCUCCUCCGCCGAAUCAUCAAAUGGAUGCAGACGACGACGACGAGAAUGUGAAACAGCUCAAGGAGUGUUCUUCUCUCUAUUUGUCUUUACAGGAUUGUCUUGUUGAUAGCAACAGGGACUGGAAGUCUUGCCAAAAACAUGUUCAAGCUUUGAAGGAAUGUCAUGAAAGGAGAAUGAAGAAAUGAUAGAGAUGAGCCAAUACCUGAUUAGUUACUUUCUUCUUAUAGAGAAACCAUAUAAGUAUGACAUUUAUAUGUUCACGGUCUUGCAAAAAUUGAAUAAAAGAACGGUUUCCUCUGAUUGUGUUCCAAAAUGUACAAGCUUUCAUACUAUGUAAUCUUGGUUUUGUUUUGUUGCUCGUUGAUUUUGGUUCAUUGCACA
Molecule: messenger RNA, 468 nt
Organism: Arabidopsis lyrata subsp. lyrata
Lineage: Eukaryota; Viridiplantae; Streptophyta; Magnoliopsida; Brassicales; Brassicaceae
Exons: 3
Coding region: 42-272 (76 amino acids)
Source: RefSeq, a predicted model, not a curated record